CCGGUGCGGACCGACUUGUUUGGAUGCCAUCUUCAUGUUAUGGCGGCGCGCAGAGCCGGCCCAGCGUGUGUUUAAGGCAGUGCUGCCGCGGAGGCUAGAUAGACUACUGAGCCGGAGUCGUCUGAAGGAAAGGAGGCGGCGGCGGCCCUGCGGGUUGGUACGGGACUAUUCAAAGUGCGAAUUGAUUACUGUGGAAAAAUCAAAGAUUUGUGAGUUUGGAAUUGGCAACUAGGAUCAAUUGGAGAACAGCAAACAUACAACAAGUACAAUGCUGCAGCAACCAAAAACUGACACUGAAGAUGCACAGGAGGUAGAAGAUUACAUUUCCAAAAACAGAAAGCUGGUGGGGAAAGAAUAUUGUACCCAAGAGUUGCGUGAGGAGACUCCAGGGAGAGAAGAAACCCGUAUUGACCCACCUGAUGGCCAGCAAGACUCAGAAAAUGAGAAAAACAAAGAAAAAACUUUAGGAAAAGAAGUAUUGUUACUUAUGCAAGCUUUAAACACACUUGCUACUCCAGAAGAAAAGCUAGCAGCACUCUGCAAGAAAUAUGCUGACCUGCUAGAGGAGAGCCGAAAUGUUCAGAGACAAAUGAAGAUGCUGCAAAAGAAACAAGUACAGGUUGUAAAAGAGAAAGUGCACCUGCAAAGUGAACAUAGCAAAGCAAUUCUUGCACGUAGCAAACUGGAAUCUCUGUGUCGAGAACUACAACGCCAUAAUAAGACUCUCAAGGAAGAAAAUAUGCAGCAAGCCCGUGAAGAGGAAGAGCGACGUAAAGAAGCAACAGUACAUUUCCAGAUUACAUUAAAUGAAAUUCAGGCACAACUGGAACAGCAUGGUGUACACAAUGCAAAACUUCGCCAAGAAAAUAUUGAAUUGGGGGAAAAGCUGAAGAAACUUGUGGAACAGUAUGCACUUCGAGAAGAACACAUGGAUAAAGUCUUCAAGCAUAAAGAACUGCAGCAACAACUGGUGGAUGCCAAGCUUCAGCAGACUACACAGCUUAUAAAAGAAGCUGAGGAAAAACAUCAGAGGGAGAAAGAUUUUCUGUUAAAAGAAGCUACCGAAUCUAGACACAAAUGUGAACAGAUGAAGCAGCAAGAAGCCCAAUUAAAACAGCAGCUUUCUCUUUACAUGGAUAAAUUUGAGGAAUUCCAAACAACUAUGGCAAAGAGUAAUGAACUUUUCACAACUUUCAGACAAGAAAUGGAAAAGAUGACCAAAAAAAUAAAAAAACUGGAAAAAGAAAUAGUAGUGUGGCGUACAAAGUGGGAAAACAACAACAAGGCUCUCUUGCAAAUGGCUGAAGAAAAGACAGUUAAAGACAAAGAAUACAAAGGUUUCCAAAUAAAACUGGAGCGUUUGGAAAAGCUAUGUAGAGCUCUUCAAACAGAAAGAAAUGAGUUAAACGAGAAAGUGGAAAUUCUUAAAGAACAGGUUUCUUCAAGAGAAGCAAAUGUGGAUCUAGCUGUACCUGUAUUGCAAUCAUGCACGCUCAACUCUCAUGAGAAGCUGGAGAUUUCUAUUAAUAAAGAACAAGAAGAAAUCCAACCAGAUAUCGAAACAAUGGCAAAUGAAGGCUAUGAAAAAACUAUCAGUUUGGUUUCCCUUCCUACCACAGAUUUUGUUGACUAAAAUGUAAACACUGUAUUAAGAGAUAUAUUUUGUGUAUAACUUUAGCUGGUGGUGGUAACUAUUAGUUUUGUGGUGAAAAUUUUCUUACUUUUUCUACCAUAUCUGUAUUUUCUUAGAACAGAACACAAUUUGCCUGGUACAGGAAGCUGCAUAGCAGCUAUUGAAUAGCUAAUCUAUAAAAAGAAUCCACAACUGUAUUGCACAUUUGCAUUUUUUUAAACAAAAGAACCCCAUUAAAGACGCAUGCAGUGUUUUUCUUCUUAUCCAGUAAUACAUUACUGUAUCAUCUAAGACUCACAUGCAGUUUUGUCAUCAUGUUAAGGGAACAACUUUUAUCAGUGUUUGAGCUUAAAUCUAUGUAGUAAAUUAAAAUUUAAAGCUGAGGUGACAUUACCAAGCAAUCCAGUAAAAUACAAUUUGGUGUGUGACUUGUCCAUACUGAUACGAAAAAGCUGAAAAAUCUUACAGGGUUUAGUGUAGCUGCCAACUGGAAAAACAGGGUGUACAAUUCAUAUUUCUCAGGAUUGUCUGAUAGUCAGUAUAAAUUAAAUAACUAUUUCCCUUUCUGUUAUAUUAAGAAAUUAAGGCAGCAAGCAAACUUGAUAAUUUCUCUAAAUAGCCACUAACUUAAAUCUGGAUGUAUUUUGAAUGCACUACUGUUGUUGCAAUGAUUUUUUAAAAAUGAGCUAUAAUAUAAAAACUGCUGUCAUAGUUACAGUUUAUUGAAUGCAACAAGAUUUUGGUUAGUGGUUGCUAGAUUAAAAUAUAUAAUCAAUGGGGGCAGGGUUUUCUGGGAAUUCUUUCAUUCAGUUUGAUGGCUACUUAUUAAUGUGAAAUACGGAACAUAUAUAAAUGCAUCAUCACUUAAGAAUGAUUGCAAUGAACCACACUCAGUACGGGAAAUCCUAAAGUGUAUAUUUCACAGGAUACGCAUUCUUAUAAAAACUGCUCUGUCCAUGAUAAAGUGCAUAAAUUAUAUAAUUUAUCUAAUCCAAAAUACAGGAAAACAUUCUGAUCUCAACUUUGUAAAAUGAAGUCUUACUAGACAAAACAUAAACAUAAACAGAAGUGCCUUCUGAUUAUCUAAGUUACUUGGAAUUUGGCACUUCGGUAUUUAUGUUGCUAAUAAAUGCACAGCAUACAAGACUCCACAUUUUUUGUACUGUGGUUAGAAUUAUGAAUGUAGGUCAGUUGCAAAAGUUUAGGUAUUUCCCAUAAUCUGAUUUUUUUUAAAGAAAAAAGGGACCAAAAGAGUGCUGCUAGGUUACAAGCUGCUGUUAACUCUGCCUACAUAUAUCAGCUUUCUAGUUGUUCUGUUUGGAGAAAUGUAAACAAUACCAAAUUCUGGUACCUAGUUUGGAUUCACUUUCUUGAAGCUUUUCUUAUUUAAGCACAUUAUUGAAAAAUUCUCUUUUUAUCUGCCUGUAUACUCUUACAGUUUAGUUGCAAAUUAUUUAAAUUUAAGGCUUUACGGAUGUAUUACCCUUUUUUUACCUAUACAGUAUCCUAAUUGAAACGAAGAUUGAAGAAAACCUUUGGAUAUUUGUAUCUUUGAGCAAAAUCAAUUUGCAUUACUAGUGGACUUGAAAAGUCCUGAAUUGAAAACUGGCUGCUUGUGUUUUGUUUCUUAAAAUGUGUUUGCAUUUUCUUUUGUAUGAAUUCCAAGUUCUGUAAGGUAAGGAGUUGACGUAUAGUGGAAAAUACAAAGCCCAAUUAUGCUGCCAUAAGCAUAAGAGACACUAGAGAACCUUUCAUCAAACAAAUCUACAGCUAGAAAUGCAAACACUUUGAACUUGUAGAACAAUGCAAAACACCUGAGAAAUUGGAUAGUGGAACAAAUGCAUGUUGAAAGUAAAAACUGCAAAGAUAUUCCAUCAUAGGUACUAUAUUUUGAUUAGUUUUACCUAUGUCUACAAUUGACCUAAUUAUAGGCAUGAGUAAGUUUUUUUUUUAACCAGUUGCAAUUAUAGAUGCAUAAAUUUAAGCUAUUGAAAUAAUGGCUUUUCAAAAAACUUGCUCAUGCAUUUUUUUCUCCCAACUUUUUCUUCAGUUUAAAUGAGGGUUUUGUUUAAAGUCUCAAGACGUUCCAUGCAUUGAACAAGAGGGCUAGUACAGGACAGGUCAUUACUUGUCUCUUGCCAUAUAGUGGUAUACUGCACUGCCAUUUUUCUGCUGAUUUGUUCAAUAUUCUUUAGUUGUACAGCUCAUGCUUAUAGGCAGCUAGCUGUGUGUAAAUUGAUAAUCAUGUGCUUAUAAACACUGAAAGUUAUUGCUUAUACCGUCCACUACUUUAUACCUGCAGUUGAUUUGCAUCCAGUGUGUUCAGUAUAGGGGGUGCACAAUUUUUACUGUUGUGUAACUUGGGCUUCAGAUACUUAGUAAAUAGCUAAGCCCUAGAAUUAUUUGGAAUGUAAGUAUAUACAUGCACAUUUUAGGGCUGUAUCUUUCUAUUCCAUUCUUUUCUUACACCUGGUUUUGUUGCAGUUCAAUUCUCAGGUGUUACAGAAAAUCUACCUCUUCAGACCAUAGAUGGAAAUAACUGUGAAAAGUGAUGCAGAACUUUAGCUUGUGCUGAACGCUGCUUUAUUAUUACAACCCAUACCCAUGAAAAAUGCUGACUAAAUAGGCACUCUUGGUUUUUGCUUUUCAGGAACAUUUUGUAGAAAUUUUUCACUAAUGUGAAACUGAAAUUUUAUCUACUCCGUUCUGUGUAGAUUAAGUAAAUAUGUGUGCUUAAUA
Messenger RNA from Thamnophis sirtalis, 4372 nucleotides. It is a transcript of the gene TXLNG, whose product is annotated as taxilin gamma. Gene Ontology annotation, biological process: regulation of cell cycle. NCBI's taxonomy places the organism in Eukaryota, Metazoa, Chordata, Lepidosauria, Squamata, Natricidae. Gene Ontology annotation, molecular function: syntaxin binding. The record is from RefSeq and is a predicted model, not a curated record.